Brassica napus (rape) is the source of this 436-nucleotide messenger RNA. RefSeq lists its product as uncharacterized. The record is from RefSeq and is a predicted model, not a curated record. The transcript has a single exon. Lineage: Eukaryota; Viridiplantae; Streptophyta; Magnoliopsida; Brassicales; Brassicaceae. Bases 78 to 323 code for a protein of 81 amino acids.
CCAAUCACCUAUUUGCACAUCUCACAUCUAUCAAUAAUUAAAUAAAACACAAGUCCUAAUAAACUUGUAAAGACAAAAUGGCGGGAAAAGUGUGUAUGGUGAUGGCAUUGAUAAUGAUAGGGUGUGUUUUACAAGCAUGCAAUGGAGCCAAUGUUGAUGAGAGCCAACCAACACAAGAUCCAAAAUUCGAUUGCUUCAGAACAUGUUCCAUAGCCUGUGGCAAACAAAACAAACCUUGUUACGAUGAAUGUUUGACCAAAUGUGGUCUCCCACAGAGACUUCCUAGACCAACAACAUCUUCAUCACCUUCCUCCACCGCUUGAUCUGAUCUUAUUCAAUUUGUGAUUUGUGUCUUUAUUGCUAAGGAUGUCAUCUAUUUGUUUUUCUUUAGCAUGAAAAUUAAAUGAGAUUUUAAAUGAUAAAUUUUUUGAUUAUA